Molecule: messenger RNA, 1077 nt
Organism: Kwoniella mangroviensis CBS 8507
Lineage: Eukaryota; Fungi; Basidiomycota; Tremellomycetes; Tremellales; Cryptococcaceae
Exons: 1
Coding region: 1-1077 (358 amino acids)
Source: RefSeq, a predicted model, not a curated record
AUGCGGAUCCCUAUCGAUAUCUUUCACCACAUCUGCUCGAUCCUACAAACCGACAACUCUAUGACAGCACUUAUCAAUCUCCAAUCAUGUUCCAAACAAUCCUAUCGUAUCGUUACUCACUAUCUCUACCAGAACUUCCAUCUGACCGCUCGCGCUCUUCAUCACUUUGUUCGACAGAUAUUCGAUACUUCACUCGGUCUACAACCACCACUUCUGCCGAAGGAUUACAAUCAUUCCGAUUAUAUGGGCUCUCUCAUCGAUCUUGAUACCUGUAGAGUACCUACUCAAGAUGUAUCUCCUUCAAGGUGGAUCAGAAGUCUGUUCACUCAUAUCAAGCGAAUUUCCCUUACUUUCGAUAAAGGCCAAAUCGAUCCGGUCGUACACCAUUGUUUAUCGCAUUUGACAAGUUUCGCUCGAAGCGUUCAUCUCCACACGAAUGACUUCCUGUUCCCCAAUCUUACUUCAGUAUCUCUCUCCCCGGCAAGUCCAAAUGGUACAAUCCCUGUAUAUCCGUUAUCGUUAUUCCUCCGCGAAGCUUGUCAGCCAUCUCAUCUGCAUAUUGAACGACCUCAUCGUGAUCCUGGUUUAGGCCAUUUCGUCCUGUUGAUUAAAGGAAGCGUACAAUCUGCCAAAUUACUAGAUGUGAAUAUACACUACUUACCAUCAGCAGGAUCGGUUAGGUUGAAAAUCCGGUACCUCAAAGCGAAAUGUGGUAAUAUGUGUUCUUCGCCAGAUCAUCAAUUUCAAGUUGGAUUUCCGUUCACUUGUAGAUUCGCUACGUACCUACAAAGAGGGAAAAAAUUGUUCAAUGCCUGUAUAUCCUCUAAGGUGGGGUUAGACGAUUGGAAAGAAUGGAAUAUCGUACACGGUGAUGAGGGAGAGUGUGAAGAGGGUAUAAGCAGGAUGGUCGAUCACUUGAAACACCUCGUGGAAGAGAUAUCGGAUUGGGUGUACGAGGGGUUUAAUGAUGAUGAUGAUAUCUAUUGGGAGGGCGUGAGUGAUGAUGAGAGGGAGGAGUUUCUCAAAAGAGGAAGGAAGUUCGUGGAAACUUUGAAAGUCAUCAAUGAGAACCGGUAA